AAAAAACUGUCAUCACUAACCCACCUUGCGAUAUGGAUGUUACUGUUGGAGAAAGUAUAGUUCUGCCCUGUCAAGUAUCCAGGGAUCCAUCCAUUGAGGUUGUCUUUUCAUGGUCAUUCAAUGGAUAUCUUAUUGAUUUUAAAAGAAGAAAGGCUCAUUUUGAAAGAGCUGGAGGUGAAUCUGUAGGGGAUCUGAUGAUAAGAAAUAUUCAGCUAAAACAUUCUGGAAAAUACACAUGCACCGUCCAAACUUCGAUGGACAUUCUAUCAGAAUCAGCAGAAAUAAUUGUAAGGGGCAUUCCUGGCCCACCGAAGGAGGUUAGUACUGAGCAUGUUUCUAGUACCACUGCAGUGUUGAACUGGAAAUCAGGAGCAGAUAAUAACAGUCCUGUCCACACAUACACAGUUCAGACAAGGACCCCUUUUUCCAUUGGAUGGCAAGCAGUUUCAACAGUUCCUGAAGUUAUUAACGGGAAGACCCACACAGCUACAGUGGUUGAUCUAAACCCCUGGGUUGAAUAUGAGUUUCGAGUUGUUGCUGCCAACAGUGUUGGAAUUGGGGAACCGAGCACACCAUCUGAGCUACUAAGAACCAAAGCAUCGAUUCCUACAGUGGCACCCACAAAUGUGAGUGGAGGUGGAGGAAGCCGAUCUGAACUUGUCAUCACAUGGGAGUCAAUUCCUGAAGAACUACAAAAUGGGGAAGGAUUUGGAUACCUGAUUAUGUUUCGGCCGGUUGGCUCCUUGAGCUGGACUAAAGCAGUGGUGACUUCAGUGGAAGCAUCCAAAUAUGUCUACAGAAAUGAAAGCAUCCCGCCACUAUUUCCCUUUGAAGUAAAAGUAGGUGUCUUUAAUCAUGAAGGAAUAGGCACCCUGAGCCCAGUAUCCCUUGUGUACUCUGGAGAGGAUGAGCCCCAGAUAGCACCAACUGGCAUUUCAAUACAAAGCUUCUCGUCUUCUGAAGUGGAAGUCUCUUGGAACCCUCUUGCAUGGAGCAGACAUACUGGAAGGAUUCUUGGCUAUGAGGUGGUGUCAUUGAAAACCUAUUAG
This is a messenger RNA of Python bivittatus (Burmese python), 1049 nucleotides long. Lineage: Eukaryota; Metazoa; Chordata; Lepidosauria; Squamata; Pythonidae. The record is from RefSeq and is a predicted model, not a curated record.